Molecule: messenger RNA, 1673 nt
Organism: Bombus impatiens (common eastern bumble bee)
Lineage: Eukaryota; Metazoa; Arthropoda; Insecta; Hymenoptera; Apidae
Product: solute carrier family 35 member G1
Exons: 2
Coding region: 305-1351 (348 amino acids)
Cellular component (GO): membrane
Source: RefSeq, a predicted model, not a curated record
UAAUUUGAAUUCUAACUCACGGUCAUGAUCGUGAUCUAAAUUAAACGCCUUUCUUGCGUUCUGAAUGUUGUGAUGAGUUGCUUACUUCAUGCGAGUAACAACGUGAUAUUUUAAUUAAAAUAGAAAUAAAAGAAAAAUGUGAGGGACAUUGUCAGUGGCAAUGAAGAAAGAUGUAUUAUUAAAGUUUUUAAAAUAAUUUAGUCUUCCAAAUAAUUUAUAAAUGUAUUACUCUAAUUAUUUAUUACAUAAUUUUACUAAUAUAACUAUAUGCUGUGAUUAAUCAUUUAUUGUAUCUAUUGCAGACAUGUCAGAACAUGUUGAACUGCAUCAUUUACUUGAUGGUGAUAUUGAAAGUAACACAACAACACAACAAAAACGAUUUUCAAUUCUAAUGUGUAAAUCAUGCCCUUAUCUUGGUUUAAUAUUGGCAACAUUAUCAUCAUUAUUUUUUUCAUUAUGCAGUGUCAUUGUGAAGGGCUUAGUGGAAGUAAAUCCAAUGGAAUUGGCAGCAUUUCGGUUCGUGGGUGUAUUAUUACCAGCAAUACCAAUUGUAAUAUAUAAGGGUGAACAUCCAUUUCCAAAGGGACGUAGAUUAAUGCUAAUACUAAGAAGUUUUGUGGGGACCACUGGCCUCAUGUUAAGUUUCUAUGCAUUUCGGCAUAUGCCAUUAGCUGAUGCAUCUGUUGUAGUAUUUUCUGUUCCUGUAUUUGUAGCCAUAUUUGCCAGAAUAUUCCUAAAAGAGCCUUGUGGAUUAUUUAAUGUUAUAACAGUCUGUUUAACACUGAUUGGUGUAAUCUUAAUAACACGUCCACCACUAAUUUUUGGACAUACCAUCGAGUCACUUUCAGAUGGCCAUAUAAAAACACAACAUGCAGAUUUAUGGGGAGCUGUAGCAGCUUUUUCAGCAACUCUCUUUGGUGCAAAUGCAUAUGUUUUGCUACGAGCUUUAAAAGGCCUCCAUUUCUCAGUAAUUAUGACAAAUUUUGGAUCAUUUGCCUUGAUUCAGACAAUAGUUAUAUCUUGGGCUAUAGGUGCAUUGUGCUUACCUCGGUGUGGGACUGACAGACUUUUAGUUGUUGCACUUGCUCUCUUCAGUUUUGGGGGUCAAAUACUGUUAACAUUAGCUUUACAAAUGGAACAAGCAGGACCAGUUGCAAUAGCAAGAUCAGCAGACAUAGUUUUUGCCUUUUUCUGGCAAGUUUUAUUUUUCAAUGAAAUACCAAAUCCUUAUUCAGUAGGAGGAGCAAUUGUAGUUACAAGUUCAGUUUUAUUAACAGGACUAAGAAAAUGGGCGCUUUCAUUGCCAGAAACAUCUAAUGUUAAAAAAUCCUUAGGUAUUUUGGUGAUGUGAAUUAUGAACUAUAAAUGAAAGAAAUAUGAUUUCUUAUUGCAUUUUUUGUUUUCGUAAUAUUAAUUUUAAUAGAAAGAGAUUGUUUAUAAGUAGAAAUAAUUUUGGCUUGCAUGAAUGAAUUUUUAAAAAUAAAGUGAGAUUUAUAUAUAAUAUGUAUAUAAACUUUUUAAAUUUUACAAAAUUAAAUUGCUUCAAAUUUAAAAGGAUAUCCUAUAUUAUAGCUAUAUUACUAUGUUUCACAGUGAGAUCGUACUGUAUUAUUAAUAUUGUUUUGUUACAAAAUGUUAUAUUUUCCUAAUAAAUUAAUGAUUGUCAUUACAAA